Messenger RNA from Punica granatum (pomegranate), 800 nucleotides. The record is from RefSeq and is a predicted model, not a curated record. NCBI's taxonomy places the organism in Eukaryota, Viridiplantae, Streptophyta, Magnoliopsida, Myrtales, Lythraceae.
GGCAAAUGGGAGCCCAUUUCAUCACCCAUCAAACUUUAAUUACUGUUCAAAGAGAUCUAGAAUAGUAAAAACAUAUAAGAAAUGGGAAUUGAGGGGAAGCUGGAGGCUGAGUUGGAGCUCAAGUCCACCGUGGACAAGCUCUACAAGCGUCUGAAAAGUGAGAUCCACCACGCUCCCGAUGCUUCGUCCGACAAGAUCCAUGCCAUUGAAGUGCACGAGGGCGACUGGGAAACCCCUGGCUCUGUCAAGCUCUGGACUUACACCAUCGAUGGAAAGAAGGAGACGUUCAAGGAGAAGAUCGAAGUGGAUGAUGAGACCAAGACGGUGACUUUAGUCGCUGUUGACGGUCACGUUCUUGAAAGGUACAAGAAUUAUAAACUGAUUAUACAAAUAGUACCGAAGGAGGACCACGCCGUGGCGAAGAUUGCAAUUAAUGUGGAAAAACAUAGUGUGAAUGUACCGGAUCCCCACGACUACAUGCAGUUUGCCAUGGGCAUCGUCAAAGACAUAGAUGAACACCUUGUUGCCCAGGCGCAAUAAGCUGUCGUAAUAUCUUCUCCUGUAAUAGCCAUGGAGGCCCAGGCCAUAAUAUAUGAUUCAGUUUCAUAUUGUGCUCGCUUUGAUGUUAUGCUAUGGAAUGCUAGUUUGAGUAGGCCGGUAAGUAUGCAAGGCAAAACGUGCGUAUUCGGAUGAUGUAUUAUUGAAUAAAGCUGUAAUACGUAUGUGGUCUGGGAGCACAACAAAUUGCGGGUCUAAAAUAAGAGAGGAAAUUUACGUGACAAAUUUUUGAUUUAAUUAAA